AUGAAGCAGCAGAACGUACGUACCCUCUCCCUGAUCGCCUGUACCUUCACCUACUUGCUGGUGGGUGCGGCGGUGUUCGACGCCCUCGAGUCUGACCAUGAGAUGCGCGAGGAGGAGAAACUUAAAGCUGAAGAAGUCCGCAUCAGAGGCAAGUACAACAUCAGCUCCGAUGACUACCAGCAGCUGGAGCUGGUGAUCCUGCAGUCUGAGCCCCAUCGCUCUGGUGUCCAGUGGAAAUUCGCCGGUUCCUUCUACUUUGCCAUCACCGUCAUCACAACUAUAGGCUAUGGACAUGCUGCACCUGGCACAGAUGCUGGCAAGGCCUUCUGUAUGUUCUAUGCUGUGUUGGGCAUCCCCCUGACGCUGGUCAUGUUCCAGAGCUUGGGUGAGCGCAUGAAUACCUUCGUGCGCUGCCUGCUGAAGCGUUUCAAGAAGUGCUGUGGCAUGCGCAACACUGAUGUUUCUAUGGAAAACAUGGUGACCGUCGGCUUUUUCUCCUGUAUGGGCACCCUGUGCCUUGGGGCCGCUGCCUUCUCCAAGUGCGAGGACUGGAGCUUCUUUCACGCCUACUACUACUGCUUCAUUACACUGACUACUAUAGGAUUCGGGGACUUUGUGGCCCUGCAAGCCAAAGGUGCCCUGCAGAGGAAGCCAUUCUAUGUGGCCUUCAGCUUCAUGUAUAUCCUGGUGGGGUUGACCGUCAUUGGUGCCUUUCUCAAUCUCGUGGUCCUGCGAUUCCUGACUAUGAACACCGAUGAGGAGCUGCUGGAGGGAGAAGUUGCACAGAUACUUGCUGGACACCCAGCCAGAAUGUUCAUCGGUGUGCCAGGCGCCCGCCGUAGGUUCCAGGCUCAGUCGUUCCUGAAGAGAUAUGGCAGGACCCUGUGCUAUCUCUGCUUCCCAUUUGGUGUUGGUGACCAGGAUGAUGAUGAUGCUGUCCAUGAAGAAGUUGUUGCUCCUGGUCCUGCUCCUGGUCCUGCUCCUGGUCCUGCUCCUGCUCCUGGUCCUGCUCCUGGUCCUGCUCCUGCUCCUGCUCCUGCUCCUGCUCCUGCUCCUGCUGUGCAUACCAGACAAGUCCGGGCCAUUGUCCACUCCGUUUCCUGCAGAGUUCAAGAGAUCUCCCCAAACGCACUGAUGCACACCUGCUUUCGUACCCAAUUUGGAAACGGGAUGCACGGAAUGCACGGAAUGCACGGGAUGCACGGGAUGCACGGGAUGCACGGAAUGCACGGGAUGCACGGGAUGCACAUCUGCGGAGAGAACCACAGGCUGGCCUUUCGUCGCAAUUCCAUCUAA
Molecule: messenger RNA, 1296 nt
Organism: Cricetulus griseus (Chinese hamster)
Lineage: Eukaryota; Metazoa; Chordata; Mammalia; Rodentia; Cricetidae
Source: RefSeq, a predicted model, not a curated record